AUGUCUUCAGAAAAGGAAAAUGAAGUCCUGUCAAUGUUUUUUGAUGACGCCUUUGUGCCUCACGACUACCUUGACGCUUUAUUCACAUCUUCAUUAAACCUUAACGCCCCUCAACUAAAGAACAAGUCAGUCACAUUCGCAUCUCCGAACUCUCUUAAAUUAUUACAAGGUAAAUGUCUCUCACUAUUAACACAUUUGGACUACUACACCAACGAGCUCACACACCAAUUUGAGAAGAAGCUUCAGGAUUUGCACAACUCGUCGUCGAUAAUAUCAUAUGCCUCAGAAAAUAGUGGAGGCAUUACCAGGCUGGAGUACUACGUGGAGUAUCUCGCUUCCUCAAUCAACUCUCUCAACAGAGAUAUGGACGACGUGAACGCAAAGUUGAAUAAUGUGCAGCAACAUCCAGAAUCGCAGGAGUUGAUUAAAAACAUUCAAACGCUCAAGUUAGUAAAAGACCGUAUCCAAGCUGUGCUGAAUAUAUUUGAGACCGUCCAAGCAGUGGUGCUGACGAGCGCAAUCGAAGAGGAGAAGCUGAAUGGUGCGCAUCAAUUAUCUUCCUUAGCGCCUACAGGUGCUUCCUCCGAAGAGGCGGCCACCAAUGUCUCACUAGACACGUUCUCGUCCUCGCUCAAUAUCCUGGAAGAAACCAUUAUGGAACAAAUACAGAAAGAAAAAGGUUUAGGCGAGGUAAACAAUGAUCUCUUGGAGAAAAUACAGGUUCUUGUGGAUUUGACGCCCUUUUUUAAGAGCCUAACAAGGUUCUACCCCGUUUAUGCUGAUUUUGCGCAGUUUCUGGAGAAUGAGAAAAAACGGUACCUUGCUAAAUUUUAUAAAUAG
Messenger RNA from Ogataea parapolymorpha DL-1, 840 nucleotides. RefSeq lists its product as uncharacterized. The record is from RefSeq and is a predicted model, not a curated record. NCBI's taxonomy places the organism in Eukaryota, Fungi, Ascomycota, Pichiomycetes, Pichiales, Pichiaceae. The coding region runs from base 1 to 840 and encodes 279 amino acids. The transcript has a single exon.